Messenger RNA from Lentinula edodes (shiitake mushroom), 1443 nucleotides. Its product is annotated as glycoside hydrolase family 5 protein. NCBI's taxonomy places the organism in Eukaryota, Fungi, Basidiomycota, Agaricomycetes, Agaricales, Omphalotaceae. Gene Ontology annotation, molecular function: hydrolase activity, hydrolyzing O-glycosyl compounds. The record is from RefSeq and is a predicted model, not a curated record. Bases 1 to 1443 code for a protein of 480 amino acids. The transcript is spliced from 10 exons.
AUGUUUCUAUCUUUCCCUGUUACCACAGUCCACUCGGCCACAGUCUCCUCAACCCCUGCCCAAACUUUCCUCGGAAUCGGCGGUUCCGGCGCUUGGUGGCCUCACGAUCUUUUCAACUUUCCCUCAUCCGUCCGACAAAAUCUCUCUUCCCUCCUCUUCUCCGACUCCGGUCUUGGUAUCUCCAGCUACCGCUACAACCUCGGCGGCGGCGGUGUCGGCGUCUCCAACCCAGUCCGUGCACCACAAACACCUUAUGUUUCUCCUGGGGUGUACAAUUUCAGUGCAGAUCCCCAAGGAACGUUUUUUCUUCAGCAAGCCUCGGAUUUCGGUGUGCCGGGGAUUACGAUGUUCCUCAAUACUGCCCCAGCCCCUUUGACUUCGAAUGGGGACAGUUGUGGAGGUCAGUUUGUUAGUGGUAGUGGAACAGCAUACGCCACGUACAUCGUUGACGUCGCGGAGCACUGGCGGGAUGCAGGAAUCAACAUUAGUUAUAUAUCCGCUAUGAACGAGCCUGAUAGUACCUUUGGACCUGUUCCUUGUGGGCAGGAGGGGAUGCUUGUUGAACCUAGCCAGAGAUCAGAAGUAGUCAGCAGCCUCUGGAACGAGCUAAACUCCAGAGGACUGAGCAGUGCUAUUGGGAUUCUCGCUGAUGAAACCUCUUCAACUGCUGUUGCUCCUACGGAGUACUCAGCCUGGUUGCCUGAGGUAGUGGAUAUGGUGGCACAUCUUGUACACCACGCAUAUGACUUCCCCUCGGACGCCAAUUAUCUCGCAUAUGUCAACGCAGCGCAUGCUGCCUCUAACGGCAAAACUACCUGGAUGUCGGAAAUAUGCUGUUCGCUGGGUACACCUGCUGGAACGGGAAGAGGGUAUUCUCAAGGAUUCGAUCCUACUAUCAACAACGCAUUGAUGUUCGCGGGAUUGGUUUUCCAGAGUUUUGUGGUAGGAGGGGAAGCCCAUUAUGAUUUCUGGACCUUGGUUUCGAAUGAAAUCGGGUGUGAACCUCUAACUAGUUCCACCUGUGUCACAACAGCCAAUUCAAACGGGUGGACGGACGGGAUGAUUUACUACGAUCCAGAUUACGCUACAAAUGGAAAUUUUGAGCUUUACCUCGUCAAGCAUUUCUGGACGUAUAAACAUUUCGGUAAUUUUGUCAAACCCGGAACACAACGCCUCCCCCUCACAGGCUCUGACGCGAACACCCACACCCUCGUCGUCUCUAACUCAACCACAUUCAGCGUCAUCGCUAUGAACCCCAGCACUACCACCUCCACGCUCUCCCUCACUUUCCCCCAAACCGUAUGCGGCACGACCGGCUUCCGUACUUCAGCCUCGGAGGACUUUGCUACAAUUUCACCGGCGACGGGAAGUGGUGAGAACUGGGAGUUGCCGUUGAGCGCGACGAGUUUGAGUACGUAUAUCUUUUCUCGGAAGGCAUGCUGA